This is a messenger RNA of Papaver somniferum (opium poppy), 1682 nucleotides long. Its product is annotated as heat stress transcription factor B-2b-like. Gene Ontology annotation, biological process: regulation of transcription by RNA polymerase II. The coding region runs from base 327 to 1394 and encodes 355 amino acids. The transcript has 2 exons. The record is from RefSeq and is a predicted model, not a curated record. Gene Ontology annotation, molecular function: DNA-binding transcription factor activity; RNA polymerase II cis-regulatory region sequence-specific DNA binding. Lineage: Eukaryota; Viridiplantae; Streptophyta; Magnoliopsida; Ranunculales; Papaveraceae. Gene Ontology annotation, cellular component: nucleus.
AGGGCCUUUCCUUUUUGUUAUUCAUUUUUAUGAAGAAACUUCUAGAAACAACAAAAACAUCCCCUUCCACACACCACCACCACAAUCCACAACAACUCCUCUGAUCUUCUUCCUUCCAUGUUCUUUAUCCAGAUCUACAUAUCCAAGAAACAAUUUCACCAGGUGAAUUUUCUGAGGAAAUCACCAUUAAUGGAAUCUUAAACUUUUUUUGAAAGUUGUGUAAAAUUUCUUCUUGGAUCUGGUACUAAUUUGUUGUUAUAGAGGUGGAAUCUACGAAAUUUUCUGUUUCUAGGUGUUGAUUGAUUAAGAAACAGGUGUAGGUGGAUAUGGUAGAACAAAAUGGAGAAACAGAAUCAUUAUCUCAACAACAACAAUCACAGCAGAAAUCAUCAUCAUUACCAACACCGUUUCUAACAAAAACGUAUCAAUUAGUUGAAGAUACAACAGUUGAUGAUAUUAUAUCAUGGAAUGAAGAUGGUACUACUUUCAUUGUUUGGAGAGCAGCUGAAUUUGCUAGAGAUUUGUUGCCCAAAUUCUUUAAACAUAAUAAUUUCUCUAGUUUCGUUCGCCAACUCAAUACUUACGGAUUUCGAAAGAUAGUACCAGAUAGAUGGGAAUUUUGCCACGAUUGUUUUAAAAGAGGAGAAAAGAAAUUAUUAUCUGAUAUACAAAGAAGAAAAGUAUCAUCAACAUCAUCUCCGUCACCACCGGUUGUAACGACGACGACCACAACAACAACGGUUGUAGUAGCAGCUGGAUCUCCAACUGAUUCCGGUGAUGAACAAGUAUUAUCAUCGAAUUCUUCACCUUCAACAUCAUUAAUUCCACCGGUGAUGAUGGCGAGUAACACCAUAAAUUAUAUUAGGCCUAGCGGCGGUUGCAGUAGCAGUAGUACUAAUUCAGAAUUAGUUGAAGAAAAUGAAAGAUUGAGAAAAGAGAAUCAACAACUAUCACAGGAAUUAAAACAGAUGAAGAAUCUCUGUAACAAUAUCUUUGCUUUAAUGACCAAGUACAAGGCUUCCACUAAUCUUCAUGGAGAAGAAGCCGAAGAUGAAGAUAAUAAGAGUGGUGGUGGUGGUUUUCCGGCGGAGAAACCGAUGGAAUUUUUAUCAUUAAAGCAGUUUUGUGACGAUAAUGAUGCAAUCACCGGUGGUGUUAGCGACAGUAGUCGACUUAAAGCUGAAACAGAAGAAGAUACGAGUAGUACUCGAUUAUUUGGUGUUCCGAUUCGGGUGAAACGAGUCAGAACAGAGGAUGAUGAAGAAAAUGAUCAAAAUGAAGAACUGGUGAAACCAGAGCCGUCGGAUUCGAAUUCGAAAAAAGUAGUUGAUGAUGAAUCAAGAUGGUUGAAGAAAUGUAAUAGUCUACCAAAUCGACGGUUGUGCUUGGAAUGAUUAAUAUGUUGUUGUAGUAUUAUAUGAUGAGAUUGUAGUAGAAUGUGAAAAUUCCUUAUACUGGUACGAGGAGACAGGCACGAAGUCACGUGAUCCAGUCAACAACCUUUUGUACAAGAUUUUCUUACAACAAAGUAAUUAGACUUUUGGGGUUUAAAUGGUAGUAAAAUAUUGUGUAAUGCUGAUCAGAAUUGUUGUCUUUUUAUCAAAGUUUUCUUGUUGUUCCUUGCAACUUUUUGUAGCAAUUUGGACUUUUAUGGAUGAUAAUUUUAAUUGAAUGUAUAUGGA